Rasamsonia emersonii CBS 393.64 is the source of this 1506-nucleotide messenger RNA. RefSeq lists its product as uncharacterized. The coding region runs from base 1 to 1506 and encodes 501 amino acids. The record is from RefSeq and is a predicted model, not a curated record. NCBI's taxonomy places the organism in Eukaryota, Fungi, Ascomycota, Eurotiomycetes, Eurotiales, Trichocomaceae. The transcript has 4 exons. Gene Ontology annotation, molecular function: iron ion binding; monooxygenase activity; oxidoreductase activity, acting on paired donors, with incorporation or reduction of molecular oxygen.
AUGACGCUGUUGACGGGCUCGCCGUUGGUCACGAUAGCCAUCGUGGUCUUUGCAACAUGCCUCUACAAGCUGUUACAAGUCGGGAAAAGGCCAAAGGGGAUGCCAGCCGGCCCUCCGACGGUUCCUAUUCUGGGAAACCUGAACCAAUUGCCCAGCGAAGAUGUCCACGUCCAGUUUCGCAAAUGGGCCGAAGAAUACGGAGAGAUCUAUUCGGUCAUGCUGGGAAACCAGCGCAUGGUGGUCCUGAAUUCCCCGCGCGUCGUGAAGGACUUGAUUGAUCUGCGGUCCAACAACUACUCGUCUCGUCCGGAAAUGUACGUUGGCCAGACGCUGAUUUCGGGAGGCUACCGCUUGGUCUUAAUGCAGUACGACGAGGGCUGGCGGAAGGCUCGCAAGAUGAUCCACAACUUGCUCAACAUCAAGACUGCCGUCAACUACAUCCCUUUCCAGGAGCUCGAGUUGCGACAGAUGCUGGCGGAUAUGGUGAAGAGACCGAACAAAUACCACGACCACGUCAGGCGAUACAGCACCAGUCUGGUGACCAGCAUCACCUUUGGAUGGCGGAGUCUGGCCUUCAACGACCCGGAGGUUAAGCAGAUAUACGAAAUAUCUGCGUCGAUGCUCGAUUACUUACCGAUCCUGCGGAUUCUUCCCGACUUCAUGAACCCCGGGAAGAAGAAAGGGAAGCAGUUGCACAAGGAGGAACUCGCCCUGUACAAAGACUACAUGCUCAAAGUCAAAGAGCGGAUCAAGAAGGGCAUCCUCACCGGGUGCUUCUGCGAGGAUAUGUUCAGGAAGCAGGAAAAAGACGGGUUUUCUGACGACUGGGCGAGCUAUGAAAUCGAUCGAGUCAUCGGCCCCAAUCGGCUGCCCACCAUGGCCGAUGAGCCGAAUCUGCAGUACAUCCGUGGCGUGGUGAAGGAGUCUCUUCGUUUUCUGCCUUCGAGCAUCCUGGGCAUCGUGCCUCAUGCGACGACCAAUGAUGACACCUACAAGGGUUACAAGAUUCCAGUGAAGACGGGAGUCAUGAUCAAUGUCUGGGCGUUGAACAACGAUCCGGAACGCUACCCGAAUCCCCGGGUAUUUGAUCCAGACCGGUACAAGAACGACUUUCUGCGCGCGCAAGAAAGUGCGACGCUGUCUGACCCAUACCAGCGCGACCAUUUUACCUUCGGCGCUGGUCGACGCGUCUGUCCAGGCCUGAACAUCGCCGAGCGGUCCCUCUUCUUGGGAAUCGCCUACAUGCUGUGGGCCUUCAACUUCUCGCACGCGCUGGACGAGCAGGGCAACCCGAUCCCCGUGUCCACGGAGGCGGUGACACAGGGCAUCGUCUGUCGACCGAAACCGUUCCCCUUGAAGCUGACGGAGCGAGACCCGAAGAGGACGCAGAUGGUGCUGAAGGCGUGGGACAACGCCAAGGAGCUUCUGAGUCGGUAUCCGGAGGGGAUCAGAUCUACCCAAUACCAGAAGGAUUGGGCGGAAUUCACGAGAAAUGAAGUUUUCUAG